This is a messenger RNA of Dinoponera quadriceps, 1831 nucleotides long. RefSeq names its product homeobox protein abdominal-B-like. Gene Ontology annotation, molecular function: RNA polymerase II cis-regulatory region sequence-specific DNA binding; DNA-binding transcription factor activity, RNA polymerase II-specific. The transcript is spliced from 3 exons. Gene Ontology annotation, cellular component: nucleus. The coding region runs from base 1 to 1761 and encodes 586 amino acids. The record is from RefSeq and is a predicted model, not a curated record. NCBI's taxonomy places the organism in Eukaryota, Metazoa, Arthropoda, Insecta, Hymenoptera, Formicidae. Gene Ontology annotation, biological process: regulation of transcription by RNA polymerase II.
AUGGGGACAGCAACCGGAGCGGGGAAUUCCACCGGGGUGACCUGGUGGGCCAUGAUGAACGGUUCCCUCUACGAGGACAGCCCGCCGCCAGUUCCACCGACCGCCUCGACACUCGUGUCAAUUCAACAGCAGGCGACCUCGACACCGGGUUCCCACCAACAGGCGACAACACCAACGUCACCCGGUGCACCGGUGUCAUCGGCAACGACAGCGCCACCCGCGCCUACAGCGAGCGCCAGCUCGACCUCGCCGAGCGCUUCCUCGGUAGCGAGCAACAGCGCAGCCGGACCGCUCCACAUACCCGCGAAGCGAUUAACCGCGACACCGGGAGGCGGUGGUUCCACUUACGGGGAAGUCGCUUGCGUGGAGUCCUCGGGCGCGCCGGGUGGUGCGAGCGCGGCGGGCGUGAUACGGCACUCUCACUCCUCCUCAGCGGGUUCCCAGGGCGGCUGGAGUUACAGCCCGCAUCAUCCCCAGGACUCCCACUACUCGUCCACGGCGGGCGAAUCGUUGAACCAUCAUCAGACCUACGGGGGUAACAAUCCCCCCACGUAUUACAACCUGGCGGCCGAUCCUGCCUCGACCUCCGGCUCCUCCAGGGACAACCGGAAGGCCGGGGCCACCCUUAGUUUCUGGUCGCCCGCAGCCGCCACUGCUGGAUCGGCUGGCACCGCCGGUUCUACCUCGGAUUACAAGUCUUACAACUCGGCCGGUGCGGCGACGACGACGUCGUCCACCGGUGGGUCUACCUCCGGUGCCACCGGCGCGACCGAUCCAGCCGUGUCGUCCUGCCAUCAGAGCUUCUCCCAGAGCUGGUGCAAUUACGCGCCAUACACGACGGCGAGGCACCACCACCCGGUCGACACGGCCGGCCACCAUCAUCCUCACUCGCAGACGGGGGUACCGUACCUGACGCCAUCCGCGGCCGACGACCGGGGUAGAGUCGCUGCCGCUAUGGUCGCCGCGGAAGGUGCCUUUCCUCACGACGGAUACGGCGGCCUGAGAAACUACGGAGCGCCCGAGCCCGUUACCUCCAGCCCCUACCCACCUCCAGGUUCGCUUGCGGGAGUAGGCGUCGGGGUCGGCGUGGCCGGAAUGGGUGUCGGAUGUGGCAGUUCCAAUCCCCUGGAAUGGACGGGCCAGGUGACGGUGCGGAAGAAACGCAAACCUUACUCGAAGUUCCAGACGCUCGAGCUGGAGAAGGAGUUUCUCUUCAACGCGUACGUGUCGAAGCAGAAACGGUGGGAGUUAGCGCGCAACUUAAAUCUGACCGAGCGUCAGGUCAAGAUCUGGUUUCAAAAUCGCCGAAUGAAGAAUAAGAAGAACAGCCAACGGCAGUCUCAACAGCAGAACAACAACAACAAUAAUAACAAUAGCAGCGCCAAUAACGCGAAUCAUCACGCGGCGGCCGGUAGUCAUCAUCAUCCAAGUACUGCACACGCGCCACCCUCGAGUCACCACGUGGUUGCGCAGGCGCAUCACGCGAAUGGCUCUACGAAACAUCAUCACGGUGGCAGUCACGGAGGCAGCCAUAGCAGCCUGGUAGCAGGUCACAGCCAUAGCCUCCACGCGCCGCAGCCCCAGACACCGCUGCCGCCGACUCACGCGUCGUCGUCGGGAACCGUGACACCCGCCACGGCCGUGGUCCAUCCACACGCACACGCGCACGCACACGCCGGUAGCCACCAUCAUCAGCUGACGCAUGUGGCUCAACAGUAUCCUGCGCUCUUACAUCAGACGCCUCACGGCUUGGCCGCCUAAACACACUGGACGCCCCAGAGAAAAUUAGUCGAGACGCCUCAGAGAAAGAGAGAGUACGAGAUCGAGAAAA